This is a messenger RNA of Penicillium odoratum, 690 nucleotides long. Its product is annotated as putative NAD binding Rossmann fold oxidoreductase. Gene Ontology annotation, cellular component: cytoplasm. Gene Ontology annotation, molecular function: oxidoreductase activity. The transcript has a single exon. Bases 1 to 690 code for a protein of 229 amino acids. Lineage: Eukaryota; Fungi; Ascomycota; Eurotiomycetes; Eurotiales; Aspergillaceae. The record is from RefSeq and is a predicted model, not a curated record. Gene Ontology annotation, biological process: NADPH regeneration.
AUGUGUGGGUUCUCUCGCCGGUUCGACCUUGCCUACCGAGACGCACACCACAAGAUGAUAACCGGCCAAAUCGGCACCCCCUCUGUCCUACGAAGCCAAACCUGCGACAAGCUCGGUCCUUCCGGCUUCUUCGCAUACGCCCAAUACAGCAGCGAGAUCUUCGUCGACUGCUCCAUCCACGACAUCGACCUGGCGCUCUGGUUCUUCGGCACAAACAGUAAAGUCAAAUCCGCCUCAGCAGUAGGCAUCACGGCUGUGGAACCCGAUUUCCGAAAACACAACGACCGAGACAACGCAGUGGGACUGGUAGAGUUCUUCGAUGGCAAGAUUGCUUAUUUCUACGCUAGUCGCAUGAUGGCUGCUGGACAGGAGGAUACAACCGAGGUGAUCGGGACAAAGGGCAAGGUUGCUGUAAAUGCGAUUCCGCAGAUGAAUCUUGUACAUCUUUCUGAUGAGCAUGGAGUGCGGAGGGAGAUUCCGCAGACUUAUUGGGAUCGAUUCGAAUUUGCUUUUGUGACGGAGGCCAAUGAGUUUACUGCUGCUGUUUUGGAGGAUAGGAAGUUGCCUUUGGAGUUGGAGGGUGCGGUGCAGGCUCUUAGGAUUGGGGCUGCGUUGCAGGAGGCUAUGAUUUCGGGGAAGAAGAUCUUUUUUGAUGAGAGUAGGAAUCGGGUUGAGAGUGCUCGUCUGUGA